CUUUUCUCUUGACCUUUAACUUUUUUCUCUUACUCACAUCAUUACUUUCUUGUUUCAAUUAUUCUGUUUAGAAGUCAUCAUAAUGACCGAUAAAUGGAGCAGAGGAAUAAGGGUAGUCUUAAUGACGUAGAUUUCCAUCAGCAAAAUGUCCAAUUCCACCAGUCAACUUUGCUCUUAAUGACACUGCUAGAAGCACUGUACUAUUAAUCUCCUUCCCUUAUUACACAAAUCCAACUUUUGUUGUCUUCCCCGUACAAUCUCACCUGAAAAUACUCGAACUUCUUGCCCUAAAUCCUCCUUACUGAAACCCACAAAAAGCUCCCUAAUUCAAACCAUCAAAUGAAAGUAAGAUAAAGGGAUCCUUUUCCGCUUAUAGUUCUUCUGUUAUACUCCAAAGAAAGAAAGAAAAAGAUUGAAGAAAAGAACCUUGGAAAAGACCAAGCCUUUACUCGAUCUAAACAGACAUCUCAACUUCAGGGUCAUGGAAGAAAAGAUUUGAGCUGGGUUACUUAAAUGAUUUACUCUAUGGCAGUUUCUCAUAAAGGCAAGUUUCUCAUACUUCAUUUGCUUUUAUCAUUUAGUUUUUGUAUUUAUACGGUUCUGGGGGACUCAACCCCAUUAGUUACUGUAACUCAAACUGAAGAUGGGUCUGAUACUGAGCGUAAACCUGAUAUUAAUGAAGCUCUAGAUGUUAUAAAGCAGCAACAACUUCAAUUAGAAAAGAUGGAGGAGCUAGUUAAAAGUUUUAAUGAAUUGUUAUCUAGAUUAGAACAGCAAUUUCCGGAGCCUUCAAAAGCUAGAUCUCUGGGGGAUAACAAGCAAGAUACUGUCCGAAAUGUUGAAAUUGAAAAUCGAAAGGUUGAUGUUCCUUUGUCUACUGAGAAGAUCGAGGGUGGAGAAUUGGAAACCAUUGCAAAAGAUGGUGAAAGCUUAGGGGCAGUGUCGGUUACAAAGUUUAGUCCGUUUUGGUCAGAGAGGUUUCAGUUUGUCUCAGCUGUGAAAUUGGGAUCGAAUCCCACUUUCAUCAAUGUGUUGCCGCCUCGAGAUUUUGAGGGGUUCAGCAAGUAUGUUGCUGUCGGAGAUGAUCGAGGGAAGGUCUAUCUAUUAGCAAGAAGUGGAGAUGUUAUGGUGCAGUUUGAUUCAUUGUCCCAAUCCCCUGUAACUGCUAUGGUUUCAUUUAUAUCGGUGUAUAAGAACGAAAGCAUCCUUGUCACGGGGCAUGAGGAUGGUAACAUUUUGAUGCAUCGAGUUUGGGAGGAUUCAAGUGGGGAUGAAUGGAGUUCUCUAAGAAUGGAAAACAUUGUGAGGUUUGAUGCACCUGAAGAUGGGGAUGGUUCUUCGCCUGUUACUAAUUUGGAAGUGCAUCAUGUUGGUCAGAAGAGGUAUAUUUUGUCUACAGAUUUGAGUGGCAAGAUCAGAGUGUUCAGGGAUAACGGGACAGUUUAUGGCAUGGCUUCACCGAUGAGCAGGCCACUAGCAUUCUUGAAGCAGAGGCUUUUAUUUCUGACUGAGACUGGUGCUGGAUCACUGGAUUUGAGGACCAUGAAGAUUAGAGAAGCUGCAUGUGAAGGAUUGAACAGUUCUGUGGUUAAAAGCUAUGUGUUUGAUGCAACGGAGAGGUCAAAAGCUUAUGGUUUUACUUCAGAUGGGGAUCUCAUUCAUGUGUUGCUUUUGGGUGAUAUAAUGAACUUCAAAUGCAGGGUUAGAUCAAAAAGGAAAUUCGACAUGGGCGAGCCUGUUACAUUUCAAGCUAUCAAAGGCUAUUUGCUUAUUGGCAAUGAGGACAACAUCUAUGUGCAUAACGUAUCCUCUCAGCAUUAUGUUAGGGCCGGUGGACCCAAAUUUUUGUUCUCCGCAGCAUAUGAUGGAAUUAUAUCAUCAUUUCUAUACCAACAGAAGAGUGACGUGGAGGUUGAAAAGAGAACUGUGAGACCUAUUAUAGCCAGUAACCAUGAAAGACUUGUUAUUCUCAGUCUUGGAGGAGGAUAUGUAGCAAUGUUUCGAUCUAACCUUCCGGUUUUCAAAAAUGAGUUUAAUACGAUGCAAUGGACUAGUCCUGUUUUGUUAUUCAUUCUGUUCCUUUUUGGAGCCUGGCACUUUUUUGCCCACAAGAAGGAUGUUCUCACAUCAUGGGGACCAGAUGAUCCUUUUAGUUCCGCAGCAGUGACAAGUGGAGCUCCCUUGAGACCUGGUUCUAAUGAUAGAUCACUCACAGAUUCUUCGAGGAAUGCUGAUGUGGUUGAGUUGAGGGGUGCUGACAUACGAGGCACAUCCAGAAGGUAUGCUUCUCCAUCACGGUAUCCUGGUGGAGCAGUGAAUUCUUACAGGUCUGGUUCUACAGAUGUGAUUCAUGCGAAUCCUGUUUCAACUUCUGUUGAACCCAAUUUUCUGAAAAACCAAGAAUUGAUAUAUAGAGGGUCAAAUUUAGAAAAUGCAGGCUUUCCGAAAAGAAGGGAGGGCUUAUACCUUAGCAGUCAAGUUGUGGAUGAAAAAAGUUAAACCUGUCAAUUUCUCUUUUACAUCACCACAUACGGUUGGUCUUUUUGUUAAGCCUUCAAUACAUAGAAGAACAUGGUCUGCAAUUACUAUGACAAUUUAUCAUUUAUAUGAGAAACAAUAAGUUUGCGUAGCUUGUUGUUCAAAUACAAAUUUCAAUGUCUUAGCUUAUUCUCUCUUAGUUUACUUACUCCAUGUAUAGAUAUAUUAUAUGCCAAUGGAUUAAGUAGAUAUUAGGUUUAGUCUCACCUGGCACGCUGAUGUUCUUCAUCAUAUGCAUUUUUGUUGAAAAUGAUCCUGAGUGAUCAGUAUUUAGCCAUGGUGAACAACUAACAUUUUCAUCCCUCUUUAAAGUGGUUCAAGGCCGGAAGUGUUAAUCCAUUGUUACUUGCUGUUUUGAGGUUUGCUUAGUUUCUUUUUAUUCCUGUAUUUGAUGCUAAUCCUUUUUGUGCAGAGGUUUAUAGAGUCACGAUAAUUACAGUUGCUACUUAUUUCAUAACCAUUUUCCAUAGUGAUUCAUGUGCCAGUACAUUCGUCAGUGACUAAUGUGUGAUGAUAGUAUGUGAUUCGACUACAUUUCAGGCUGUCUG
Messenger RNA from Oldenlandia corymbosa var. corymbosa, 3086 nucleotides. The record is from the annotation of a GenBank genome assembly. Lineage: Eukaryota; Viridiplantae; Streptophyta; Magnoliopsida; Gentianales; Rubiaceae.